CAUAAACCUGCAAAAGCAAGUCGCGUUCCAUUAUUUUUUGUAAUUGUAAUUAUCGAAUAAAACACUACUAUUUAAUAAUAAAAUUCAAUGAAAGUGCUGUUAAACAUGUGCCGUCACGUGUUCGAGUACCGCAGGAAACUGAUCCAAUGCAGAUACGCUAGUAGCCGGGCUGAAAAGAAUCAGCUGAGGAUCCUGUUCUUCGGUACCGAUUCCUUCUCACUUCCUAGCUUAAAAAUUAUCAACGAAAAUCGAAAAUCCGGUCUCAGUGUAUCCGACCUGGAGGUGGUUACCUCGUUCAAGGCUAAAAAGAAUCCUUUGAAAGAAUACACCAAACAGGAGAGGCUAGCUCUACACGAUUGGCCCCUGCGGCGAACUGAUCUCAGUCGAUAUUUCGAUCUGGGUGUGGUAGUUUCCUUUGGGCAUUUAAUACCAGAACCAUUGAUUUCGGCUUUUCGAUUAGGGAUGUUGAAUGUUCAUGCUAGCUUACUACCCAAAUUGAGGGGUGCCGCCCCUAUUGUUCAUGCCAUCCGCAACGGUGACUCGGAAACCGGAGUCACCGUAAUGAAAAUCAAACCGAAGCAUUUUGAUGUGGGAGAGGUUCUGGAUCAACGAAAAGUUUCUAUCUCCAGAGAUGUUCUCAUGCCCGAACUUCACUGUCAAAUGGCACAAGUAGGUGCCAGUGCACUGAUGCAUUGCAUUGCAAAUCUAGACCACUAUUAUGCUAAUUUAAAGGAGCAAAACAGCUGCGAUGCUACUUAUGCCCCAAAAAUAGAUGCACACUUUGCUGACAUCCGGUGGACGGAAAUGGACGCCCUGCAGGUGUACAAUCUGUGGCGAUCUUUGUAUUCCUACAAACCACUCACUACGCGGCUGGGACAGGAGCUAGUCAAAAUAUUCGAAUUGUCUUUUGACCCAGGGUCGAAGGAAGUGGACGCUCAGAAACAGCCACCUGGUUUGAUUCGAUACUGUUGGAAGAGGAAACUGCUGACGGUUUGUUGUCGCGAUGGCCGGUGCGUUUCGGUGCAGCAACUCGCGAUAGGAGGUAAAAAAGCCGUCACCGCCCAGGAAUUCUACAAUGGGUAUCUGAGUAAGAAAGAUCCCUCGGAGAGGCUGUUUGACACUGGGUAGUACAUUUAUUAAUUGUUAA
Molecule: messenger RNA, 1147 nt
Organism: Uranotaenia lowii
Lineage: Eukaryota; Metazoa; Arthropoda; Insecta; Diptera; Culicidae
Product: methionyl-tRNA formyltransferase, mitochondrial
Exons: 5
Coding region: 88-1128 (346 amino acids)
Biological process (GO): conversion of methionyl-tRNA to N-formyl-methionyl-tRNA; biosynthetic process
Cellular component (GO): mitochondrion
Molecular function (GO): methionyl-tRNA formyltransferase activity
Source: RefSeq, a predicted model, not a curated record